Molecule: messenger RNA, 3537 nt
Organism: Thyridium curvatum
Lineage: Eukaryota; Fungi; Ascomycota; Sordariomycetes; Thyridiales; Thyridiaceae
Exons: 3
Coding region: 1-3537 (1178 amino acids)
Biological process (GO): glycerophospholipid catabolic process
Molecular function (GO): glycerophosphocholine phosphodiesterase activity; protein binding
Source: RefSeq, a predicted model, not a curated record
AUGGACAUCCUUGAUAUGCGCCACCCCCAGGACCAAGCUGAUGCAGGCCACAGUCUCCCUCGCAAUCAGGUCCCCGAGUGGGCCUCAUCUUACAUCAACUAUAAGGGGCUGAAGAAGUUGAUCAAGGCGGCAGUACAGACAGCGAAUAGCGGAGAGAAGGUGGACCUAGCAGAAUUCUUCUUUGCCCUGGAUCGCAACCUCGAAGAUGUCGACUCUUUCUAUAACAAGAAGUUUGGGGAGACCUACCGCCGGCUCCGGCUUCUCCAGGAUCGGUAUGGCCGUGCUCCGGACGCCGUCUCGGAUCUGGACCAGGAUGAGAUUGAGGAGCUCAUGGGAGCCCUGCUCGAGCUGCGCAGUCAGCUGAGGAAACUCGCAUGGUUCGGCGAGAUCAACCGCCGUGGUUUUGUCAAAAUCACCAAGAAAUUGGACAAGAAGGUGCCCAACACCUCCACACAGCAUCGAUACAUUGCCACCAAGGUCGAUCCCAGACCUUUCGCCAAGGAUAGUGUUGUCUCACGUCUCGUGUCCGAGGUCAACAAGUGGCUGAGCGCCUUGAGCGAGUCCAACCAGAUCGAUGAUUCCAAGUCUGACCGGUCUGCGCGCUCUCUGGGUCGAGCAUCGGCGAAAGCCAUGCUCAGUCUACCGGCAGCUCUCCUUGAUAAGCUCGAUCAGGCCAUCCGGACCGAUGAUGUCCAAGCCCUCGAUGCUGGCCUGAAGGAGGGAAAUUUGGAUGCCUCUGACUUCUUGACACAGACCUUGCUGUUGAACUUGCUCCAGCGUUCCAUUUCCGCAAGGUCUAGGAAGGCUAUCGACUUUCUUUUGGGUCUCAUCCAUUCGCUCGACGAACCCGACGACAUCAACGAGAGGAAUUGCAUCCACCGUCUGGUAAUCCACAUUGGACGCAGCAAGUCCACCCCGUCCACUGACCAGGAACCGGAUUCCGAGGCUUUCCCACAAGCCAACCACUAUGCAGCGCAGUAUCUGACCCCUGCGGCCUCACCACUUGCUGUGCCUCGCUCGUCCCAUAUCAAGGAGUCUGGGAGUGUCGAUGCCAAUCAUGAGCCUGUUCAGAUUCUGACCUAUCUGCUGGAUAAGCUUCGCCCAGAGCAGAGGCAGGGCCUAAGCGCCCGAGAUUCUUUUGGCCGUCUUCCUCUUCACUACGCUGCCCAGUUCGGGUUCGUGGUUGUAUGCCAGAUUAUCAUGGCCAAGAUGCAGGCAUGGGGGCAGUUCGACGUGGAAAAUGGGAUAGAUGCCCCAGAGUGGCAAGACAAGGAGGGAAAUGCGCCAUUACAUCUGAGCGUUCUCGGCGGUCACCCCAAGACGACCAAAGCCCUUCUUCUUGGGGAGGAUUGGCAAGGUGUCAAUGAUCACAAAACCGAGGUCCGGAGAAACAUUUCUAAGUCCAGUGCAGUUCUCGCCAUCGCGACCAAGCACAAUUUCCACAACAUCGUACAGAUGCUGGUCGACGCAGGAGUCGAUAUCAAUUGGCAGGACCAAGCUGGGGAGACGGCUCUGCAUGUUGCGGCGCGUUUUGGCCACAAUGAGUGUGCCAAGAUCCUUCUUGCCGGGACGGAGAGCCAGAAAGCCGACCUGGAACUGGCCGAAAAGACCUUUGCCUGGACCCCACUGCACAUUGCUGCUGUCGACGGCCAUUAUACGGUCGCCCAGCUCUUGGUUGAAGCUGGAGCAGAUGUUGGCAAGAUCGAUUCCUCUGGAUGGACAGCCAAGGAGCACGCAGCGCUCAGGGGUCACCUCCCCAUUGCUCGGAUGCUACUUGACGCCUUACCCUCGGGAGAGACCACGACCAAGCCUUCCGCUGCUGCAACGCCCCCUACUGCGGGGGCGUCACCACCCGAGGUCUCUUCUCUUGGAGACCGUCGAUCAAAGAACCUGGUUUCGAGACCUGCAGACCCUGUGAGGACGUACGGUCAUCGUUACCUCAAGGACGAAACACUGGUCCUCGUCAGUCUCGGAUCAAUGGACAUGCGGAAGAACAUCGAAGCUGUCAAGCUGGAUAGAAUCCCGAUGACAGAAGCGCACACAACCCAGCUGGAUACUGCACUUUCUGUUGUCGUCUCUGCGGACGGGGCGCAAGGCGAGCCGACGAUUAUUGAUCUCCCGGUGCAGGAGAACGUGUCUACCGACCCAGUCGUCUUUACGACUCGCGAUGCAGCCAGAGUGAAGCUCUUUUUCGAUAUUGUUCCCACCUAUUCUGGUAACGAGAAGAACAAGGUCGGCAGAGGCGCAGCCCUCCUCUCCCACAUUCGCCCCACGAUUGGCACCAAGAGGAUGAACUUGCAGGGAGACGUCUGCGUGCCUAUUCUCUCGGCGAACCUGGACAUCAUCGGCACUGUGAACUUCAACUUUUUGGUCGUCACUCCCUUCGCGCACCCCAACAUGGGAGUCACAUCGGAGCAGACGUACUGGAGGAAGAUGUCUUCGACAAUGGUCAUCGGCCAUCGUGGAUUGGGCAAGAACCUGACGUCUAACAGGUCCCUGCAGCUUGGCGAGAACACCGUGCCAUCCUUUAUCGCGGCUGCCAACCUGGGUGCCAACUAUGUCGAGUUUGAUGUCCAGCUCACCAAAGACCACAUACCAGUCAUCUACCAUGAUUUCCUCGUCAGCGAGACUGGAUUCGAUGCACCCGUACACACCCUGACCCUGGAGCAAUUUCUGCACAUCAACCCUGAUUCCACCAGGCAUUCACACUCAACAGGCGUCAUGAGGCCGCCGGUCCGCAAGCAUAGCCUGGAUUCCAACGGGCGCUACCGUUCGUUGUCUUCGAGCUUCAAUGUUCACGACAGGACGUCUUUGGACGAGCGAAUGAAGCACACACGAGACUUCAAGGAAAAGGGGUUCAAGGCUAACUCGCGAGGCAACUUCAUCCAGGCCCCGUUUGCGACGCUGGAGGAUCUCUUCAAGCAGCUACCUGGGACCGUCGGCUUUAACAUAGAAAUGAAGUAUCCCAUGCUCCACGAGAGCGAGGAGCACGAGAUGGAUACGUACGCGGUCGAGCUCAACUCAUUCUGCGACACUGUUCUAUCCAAAGUGUACGACCUGGCUGGCAACCGAAACAUCAUAUUCUCGUCGUUCAACCCUGACAUCUGCCUCUGCCUCUCGUUCAAGCAGCCCAACUACCCAAUCAUGUUCCUGACAGAUGCUGGGAACGAGGAAGUUGGGGAUAUCCGCGCGAGCAGUCUACAAGAAGCGAUUCGUUUCGCCAGCCGGUGGAAUCUUUUGGGCAUUGUCAGCCUCUCUGAACCAUUUGUCAACAGCCCCCGCCUUGUGCGGGUGGUGAAGCAGAACGGGUUGGUUUGCGUCAGUUACGGGGUCCAGAACAACGAUCCCGAGUUGGUCGAGCGCCAAGUCAAGGAGGGCAUAGAUGCGGUGAUCGUCGACAGCGUUCUCGCUAUUCGAAAGGGGCUCACCAAGGAGGAUGCAACGUCGUCCUCGUCAACGACGACGACAGUCCUGGAGGAGGAACUGAGCCCUGAGCGGCCCGCAGAGGUGGCUGCUCAGCUUAAUGCGCAAGCUUGA